AUGUGGUGGGGGCAGAUCCUUGCAUCCCCUGGUUUCCCCUCUGCCCCUGGAGAGCGGUGGCAGCCAGCCCCAGACGCCAGCUCCCUGCGGCUGUGCCGGGCAGAGGUGUUCAUGGCGCUGGGGCAGUACCCGCGGGCGCUGGAGGACCUGGAUGCUGUGUGCAGGGCUGAGCCUGGAGAUCACGAGAGCUUCUUCAGGAAAGGGAAGGUGCUUCUGGAGAUGGGACAGAGAGCUGAAGCCCUGCUGGCGUGGGAGCACUGCCUGACACUCAAUCCCCAUUUCCAACUCGCACGGAGAGAGAUGGAGAAGAUCCUCAUGCGAGAGGAUGCUCCUCGGCCACGCACGGCUGCUGCACGCCCAGGUGGUGCUCACCGGGACUCGACUGGUCCCCAGGUGGAUGGAGGGAGCCCUGCGCUCCCAUCCUCCUCCCCACGAGCUCAGGUGCCAGAUGUCACCAUGCAGCAACACACCAGCAAAAACCCCAGUGACAUCAGGCUCGUAGAUAACGGAGAGGAAACAGCAGCAGCAAAGUGCACCCAGCUGUGCCUCGGGGAGCUGCUGAGUGUGGCUGACUUGGAGUGCUCCCUCUGCAUACGGAUGUUCUUUGAGCCGGUGACGACGCCGUGCGGGCACACCUUCUGCAAGGAGUGCCUCGAACGCUGCCUGGACCACCGGCCCAACUGCCCCCUCUGCAAACAGAGCCUGAGAGAGUACCUGAAGGCUGGAAGCUACAGCCCCACCAUGCUGCUGCAGGACAUCAUGUUGGCCACCUUCCCUGCACAGCUGGCCGAGCGCCGGGAGCUUCACCGGGCUGAGAUGGCAGAGCUCUCCAACCUGACCAAGAACAUCCCCAUCUUCGUAUGCACGAUGUCCUUCCCAGGCAUUGCCUGCCCUCUGCAUGUUUUUGAGCCUCGCUACCGCCUCAUGAUCCGGCGGUGCCAGGAGACCGGCACGAGGAGGUUUGGCAUGUGUAUAUACGAGAAUGGGAAAAGUUUUGCUGACUAUGGCUGCAUGUUGGAGAUCCGGCAGAUCGAGCUGCUGGCGGACGGGAGGUCCUUGGUGGACACCAUUGGCCGGCGGCGGUUCCGGGUGCUGAGCCGGGGACACAGGGACGGCUACAACACUGCCGACAUAGAGUACCUGGAGGACAAGAAGGUGGCCGGGGAGGAGCUGCAGGAGCUGCAGUACCUACACGAAAACACUUACCGCUUGGCUCAGCGGUUCUGUGAGCACGGAGACCUUGCCUCCAGGCACAUUUUGAUGCAGCAUGGACCGCUGCCGGAGAAGGAAGAGGACAUCCAGGCUUCAGCAGACGGCCCGACGUGGUGCUGGUGGCUCAUCUCCAUCCUGCCCCUUGACCCGUCCUACCAGCUGAACCUCUUCUCCACCACCUCCCUGCGUGCCCGCCUCACCCAGCUGCAGCGCAUCCUCACCGCCCUGCUGCAGCAGCCCCCCGCCGGGCACCCGCUGCCCGAGCGCAGCCCCCGGGGCCGCGUCUGA
Messenger RNA from Charadrius vociferus (killdeer), 1500 nucleotides. RefSeq names its product LON peptidase N-terminal domain and RING finger protein 3-like. Gene Ontology annotation, molecular function: protein binding. NCBI's taxonomy places the organism in Eukaryota, Metazoa, Chordata, Aves, Charadriiformes, Charadriidae. Bases 1 to 1500 code for a protein of 499 amino acids. The transcript is spliced from 12 exons. The record is from RefSeq and is a predicted model, not a curated record.